AUGUGCUCCCUCAUUGACAAGUUCGACGAGCACGACGGGCCGGUGCGAGGCAUCGAUUUCCACAAGCAGCAGCCGCUCUUCGUGUCGGGGGGCGACGACUACAAGAUCAAGGUCUGGAAUUACAAACUGCGGCGCUGCCUCUUCACCCUGCUGGGACACCUGGACUACAUCCGCACCACCUUCUUCCACCACGAGUAUCCCUGGAUCCUGAGCGCUUCCGAUGACCAAACCAUCCGCGUGUGGAACUGGCAGAGCCGCACCUGCGUCUGCGUCCUGACGGGGCACAACCACUACGUGAUGUGCGCCCAGUUCCACCCCAGCGAGGACCUGGUGGUGUCGGCCAGCCUGGACCAGACCGUGCGCGUCUGGGACAUCUCCGGGCUCAGGAAGAAGAACCUGUCCCCCGGGGCCGUGGAGUCGGACGUGCGCGGCAUCACCGGCGUGGAUCUGUUCGGCACCACCGACGCCGUGGUCAAACACGUGCUGGAGGGCCAUGACCGGGGGGUGAACUGGGCUGCCUUCCACCCCUCCAUGCCCCUGAUCGUGUCCGGGGCCGACGACCGCCAGGUGAAGAUCUGGAGGAUGAACGAGUCCAAGGCCUGGGAGGUGGACACGUGCCGGGGCCACUACAACAACGUUUCCUGCGCCGUUUUCCACCCGCGCCAGGAGCUGAUCCUCAGCAACUCCGAGGACAAGAGCAUCCGGGUGUGGGACAUGUCCAAGCGGACCGGCGUCCAAACGUUCCGGCGCGACCACGACCGGUUCUGGGUGCUGGCGGCGCAUCCCAACCUCAACCUCUUCGCUGCUGGGCACGACGGGGGCAUGCUGGUGUUCAAGCUGGAGCGGGAGCGGCCGGCGCUGGCCGUGCACGGCAAUUCUCUGUUCUACGUCAAGGAUCGCUUCCUGCGGCAGCUCGACUUCGGCAGCUCCCGCGACGUGGCCGUGAUGCAGCUGCGCAGCGGCUCCAAGUUCCCGGUGUUCAGCAUGAGCUACAACCCAGCUGAGAAUUCCGUGCUGCUCUGCACUCGAGCCAGCAACCUGGAGAACAGCACCUACGACCUCUACACCAUUCCCAAGGAUGCAGAUUCCCAAAAUCCCGACGCUCCGGAGGGGAAGCGCUCCUCGGGGCUCACGGCCGUGUGGGUGGCGCGGAACCGAUUCGCCGUCCUGGACAGGAUGCACUCGGUGAGAUCCCGGGAAAAAAAAAUGGGAAAAAUCGGGAUAAUGGGGGUCCAGGGGGGCUGAUCCCAACGGGAAAAGGGUUGGGGAAAUUGGGAUUGGGAUAACGGGGAUCAGAUCCAGAGGGGCCUGAUCCCAAAAAUAAAAGGGUUGGGAAAACCAGGAAUGGGGCUGGAGGAGCUGGAAAAGGGAAUGGAGGAUCCUGAGGGGGCAUUCCCGCCAUUCCCGCCGUUCCCUCAUCCGGCCGUUCCCGCCAUUCCCGCCGUUCCAGCCAUCCUGAUCUGUAACCGGAAGCUGGAGUCGCUGUGCCAGAUCCACGAGAACAUCCGGGUGAAGAGCGGCGCCUGGGACGAGAGCGGCGUCUUCAUCUACACCACCAGCAACCACAUCAAAUACGCCGUCACCUCGGGGGAUCACGGGAUCAUCCGCACGCUGGACCUGCCCAUCUACGUGACGCGGGUGAAGGGCAACAACGUCUACUGCCUGGACCGGGAGUGCCGGCCCCGCGUGCUCACCAUCGACCCCACCGAGUUCCGCUUCAAACUGGCCCUCAUCAACAGGAAGUACGACGAGGUGCUGCACAUGGUGCGGAACGCCAAGCUGGUGGGGCAGUCGAUCAUCGCGUACCUGCAGCGCAAGGGGUACCCCGAGGUGGCCCUGCACUUCGUCAAGGACGAGAAAACGCGCUUCAGCCUGGCCCUGGAGUGCGGCAACAUCGAGAUCGCCCUGGAGGCAGCCAAGGCCCUGGACGACAAGGGCUGCUGGGAGAAGCUGGGCGAGGUGGCUCUGCUGCAGGGCAACCACCAGGUGGUGGAGAUGUGCUACCAGCGCACCAAGAACUUCGACCGCCUCUCCUUCCUCUACCUCAUCACCGGCAACCUGGAGAAGCUCCGCAAGAUGAUGAAGAUCGCGGAGAUCCGGAAGGACAUGAGCGGGCACUACCAGAACGCGCUGUACCUGGGGGACGUGGCCGAGAGGGUGCGGAUCCUGCGGAACUGCGGCCAGAAAUCCCUGGCGUUCCUGACAGCCGCCACGCACGGGCUGGACGAGGAGGCCGAGAGCCUGCGGGAAUCCUUCGAUCCCGAGAAGGAGACGAUCCCGGCCGUGGAUCCCGAGGCGCGGCUGCUGCAGCCGCCGGCGCCGGUGCUGCCCCUGGACACCAACUGGCCCCUGCUGACCGUGUCCAAGGGCUUCUUCGAGGGCUCCAUCGCCGGGAAAGGGAAAGGAGGAGCCCUGGCUGCUGACAUCGACAUGGACGCCGUGGGCACCGAGGGCUGGGGCGAGGACGCCGAGCUGCAGCUGGAUGAAGACGGAUUUGUGGAUGCUGGGGAAGGAUUCGGAGAGGAAGGAACGGGAAAAGGCCAGGAGGAAGGAGGAGGAUGGGAGGUGGAAGAAGAUUUGGAUCUUCCCCCGGAGCUGGAUGUCCCCGCCGGCCCCGCAGGAACGGCUGAGGACGGAUUCUUCGUGCCCCCCACCAAAGGCACCAGCCCAGCCCAGGUGUGGUGCAACAAUUCCCAGCUCCCCGUGGAUCACAUCCUGGCAGGAUCCUUUGAGACAGCCAUGAGGCUGCUCCAUGACCAGGUGGGAGUGACCAACUUCGGGCCCUACAAGCAGCUCUUCCUGCAGACCUUCUCCCGGGGCCGGACGACGUUCCAGGCGCUUCCCAGCCUCCCCGCCAUGUACGGAUACCCGCACCGCAACUGGAAAGAGGCCGGGCUGAAGACCGCGCUGCCGGCCGUGGGGCUGAAGCUGAACGACCUGAUCCAGCGGCUGCAGCUCUGCUACCAGCUGACCACGGCCGGCAAGUUCGAGGAGGCCGUGGAGAAAUUCCGGCUGAUCCUGCUCAGCGUGCCCCUGCUGGUGGUGGACAACAAGCAGGAGAUCGCCGAGGCGCAGCAGCUGGUCGCCAUAUGCCGGGAAUACAUCGUGGGGUUGUCCAUGGAGAUCGAGAGGAAGAAGCUGCCCAAGGAGACGCUGGAGCAACAGAAAAGGAUCUGUGAGAUGGCCGCCUACUUCACGCACUCCAACCUGCAGCCCGUGCACAUGAUCCUGGUGCUCCGCACCGCCCUCAACCUCUUCUUCAAGCUCAAGAACUUCAAAAGCGCCGCCACCUUCGCCCGGCGCCUGCUCGAGCUCGGCCCCAAGCCUGAGGUGGCUCAGCAGACGCGGAAGAUCCUGGCGGCGUGCGAGAAGAACCCCAUCGACAGCCACCAGCUGAACUACGACCAGCACAACCCCUUCGACAUCUGCGCCGCCUCCUACCGCCCCAUCUACCGCGGCAAAGCCGUGGAGAAGUGUCCCCUCAGCGGGGCCUGCUACAGCCCCGAGUUCCGGGGACAGAUCUGCCGCGUCACCACGGUGACGGAGAUUGGGAAGGACGUGCUGGGGCUGCGCAUCAGCCCCCUCCAGUUCCGCUAGGAAUUCUCCUGGAUAAGGAAAUUCCCACUCCCCCCUCCCAGCUUUCCCCCCACUCCCUCCCCUUGGCCAUUCCCAUCCUCUCUUCCCGGUUUUUCCUCGCCGUGGAAUUCCGGAUUGAGAUUUUUUCCCACGUUUAGGAGGAUUUUUUUUCCUUGUUCCCAGAGCAGUUUUUCUGUGCUUUUAUCCCAAAUUUUUUCCAGAGGGGGAAGGGAGGCUCUUCCCAAAUCCUGGUUGGGACACAACCUCCUCUGCUCCCCUUAAAAUCCUAAAAAAUUUCUUGGAAAACCCGGGAUUGGCUCUGUAAAUCCCGAAUCCAGGGAAAUCCUGCUCCCUCUGGAAGUGGCUCUGUGUUCGUUGACGCCUUCUGUUGUCGUCAUGGCAACUUAAUGAGCUCCCCUCGUUAAUAAAGUUCAUUAAUCACCUGGA
This is a messenger RNA of Pyrgilauda ruficollis (rufous-necked snowfinch), 4023 nucleotides long. It is a transcript of the gene COPA, whose product is annotated as COPI coat complex subunit alpha. The record is from RefSeq and is a predicted model, not a curated record. The transcript is spliced from 30 exons. Lineage: Eukaryota; Metazoa; Chordata; Aves; Passeriformes; Passeridae. Gene Ontology annotation, cellular component: COPI vesicle coat. Gene Ontology annotation, molecular function: protein binding; structural molecule activity. Gene Ontology annotation, biological process: intra-Golgi vesicle-mediated transport; endoplasmic reticulum to Golgi vesicle-mediated transport; intracellular protein transport.